CAAGCCAGCUGAGGGGAGUGAGCGUUGUGACUCUGAAGUAGGGGGGACCAUGGAGAUCUUCAGCAUUCAGCAGUUGGUAAGUGAUGAACGAUACGAAGAGAAAGUGUGCGGUUUUGAGAGACUCUCCAGAAAUGCAGCCAAGGAGCCGGAGAUCUGGCAGCCGGGCCCACUUGGUGUAUGGGAAGCUGUCAGUAAAGAGAAGCAGAAGGCAGAAGAGGAGAGGAGGAAGAAGCUUGAGACACUCAACAAUUCCAGACUGAAGCUAGAGAGCUUGCAGGACUUGGAGGCCAUAAUCAAGCUACGCAAAAACAAGAAAAAAUGGAAGAAGGUGGUCCACCCCAAGGAACAGGAGCCAGAAGUGAUAACAGAACCUGUGAAUCAAGAACGGUUUCUGCAAGCAGCCCUGGAAAACCAGAUUCUUGUGAUUGACAAAUAUCUAGCAGAUGGAGGGGAUCCCAACGCUCAUGACAAGUUCAAAUGCACUGCCCUGCAUCGGGCCUGCCUACGGGGCCAUGCAGAGAUCGUGGAGAAGCUACUGGAAGCUGGGGCCAAACUGGAACCAAGAGACAUGCUGGAUGCAACGCCUGUGCUCUGGGCCUGCCGUGGGGGACAUCUGGAGAUCCUCAAGUGCCUGAUCAACAGGGGAGCCAAAAUCUCCACCAGGGACAAGCUCUGGAGCACUCCGCUGCACGUGGCUGUCCGGACAGGGCACUGCGACUGCGCAGAGCAUCUCAUUGCCUGUGGGGCAAACAUCAAUGCACAAGACAAGGAAGGAGACACGCCCAUUCAUGAUGCAGUUCGGCUGGGACGUUUCAAGGCUGUGAAGACGCUGCUGCUGUAUGGCGCUAACCUCAGCAUCCAGAAUGAGGAAGCAGUGACUCCAGUGGACCUGGUAAAGGACUGGCAGACAGGCAUCCGGGAGACGCUGCAGGCAUGUGCUGACCGGCAGCAUCCCUCCACCAGGAACUGAUAAGUGUGGAGGGGCUUCGGUGGCAGGGUGCUGGCUCCAGCAGCAGGCAUCCUCCUCCUCCU
Molecule: messenger RNA, 1032 nt
Organism: Eublepharis macularius
Lineage: Eukaryota; Metazoa; Chordata; Lepidosauria; Squamata; Eublepharidae
Gene: ANKRD23
Product: ankyrin repeat domain 23
Exons: 9
Coding region: 50-970 (306 amino acids)
Biological process (GO): regulation of transcription by RNA polymerase II
Cellular component (GO): nucleus
Molecular function (GO): RNA polymerase II-specific DNA-binding transcription factor binding
Source: RefSeq, a predicted model, not a curated record